Arachis duranensis is the source of this 1319-nucleotide messenger RNA. RefSeq lists its product as uncharacterized. Bases 166 to 1140 code for a protein of 324 amino acids. Gene Ontology annotation, biological process: respiratory electron transport chain; photosynthetic electron transport chain. The record is from RefSeq and is a predicted model, not a curated record. The transcript has 2 exons. Gene Ontology annotation, cellular component: thylakoid membrane. Lineage: Eukaryota; Viridiplantae; Streptophyta; Magnoliopsida; Fabales; Fabaceae.
ACCUAUCUCAAUAAAGUCUAUGAUUGGUUCGAAGAACGUCUUGAGAUUCAGGCGAUUGCCGAUGAUAUAACUAGUAAAUAUGUCCCUCCUCAUGUCAACAUAUUCUAUUGUUUAGGAGGAAUUACACUUCCUUGCUUUUUAGUCCAAGUAGCAACGGGGUUUGCUAUGACCUUUUAUUAUCGUCCGACCGUUACUGAGGCUUUUGCUUCGGUUCAAUAUAUAAUGACUGAGGCUAACUUUGGUUGGUUAAUCCGAUCUGUUCAUCGAUGGUCGGCAAGUGUGAUGGUUUUAAUGAUGAUCCUGCACGUAUUUCGUGUGUAUCUUACCGGCGGUUUUAAAAAACCUCGUGAAUUGACGUGGGUUACGGGCGUUGUUUUGGCUGUAUUGACCGCAUCUUUUGGUGUAACUGGUUAUUCCUUACCUUGGGACCACAUUGGUUAUUGGGCAGUCAAAAUUGUAACAGGAGUACCCGAAGCUAUUCCCGGAAUAGGAUCGUCUGUCGUGGAAUUAUUAAGGGGAAGUGCUAGUGUAGGACAAUCUACCUUGACUUGUUUUUAUAGUUUACAUACUUUUGUAUUACCUCUUCUUACUGCUGUAUUUAUGUUAAUGCACUUUCCAAUGAUACGUAAGCAAGGAUGGAUCAAUAAGAAUUCACCUAUCCCAAUAACAAAAAAACCUGACUUGAAUGAUCCUGUAUUAAGAGCGAAAUUGGCUAAAGGAAUGGGUCAUAAUUAUUAUGGAGAACCCGCAUGGCCAAACGAUCUUUUAUAUAUUUUUCCCGUAGUUAUUCUAGGUACUAUUGCUUGUAACGUAGGUUUAGCAGUUUUAGAACCAUCAAUGAUUGGGGAACCCGCGGAUCCAUUUGCAACUCCUUUGGAAAUAUUGCCGGAAUGGUAUUUCUUUCCUGUAUUUCAAAUACUUCGUACAGUGCCCAAUAAGUUAUUGGGCGUUCUUUUAAUGGUUUCGGUACCCGCGGGAUUAUUAACAGUACCCUUUUUGGAGAAUGUUAAUAAAUUCCAAAACCCAUUUCGUCGUCCAGUAUCAACAACCAUCUUUUUGAUUGGUACUGCAGUAGCCCUUUGGUUGGGUGUUGGAGCAACAUUACCUAUUGAGAAAUCCCUAACUUUAGGUCUCUUUUAAAUUGAUUCACUUGUGAAUUAAAAUCUCAUAUAUAUUGGGUAUCUAGGGAGAAUUCACUUUGAAAGGACUACUCCCUAGAUACAUCUUUGAACCUACUCUCAGUAUGUAGAUUUUUUCUAAAUUUUUCUAAAGAUAAAGAUUCAAACUCCAUAUUUUCAUCUUUUUUUUUCUUUCUUUUU